Messenger RNA from Oikopleura dioica, 297 nucleotides. Lineage: Eukaryota; Metazoa; Chordata; Appendicularia; Copelata; Oikopleuridae. The record is from the annotation of a GenBank genome assembly.
AUGAAUGAAACUUUAAGCGAAGAGGAAAUCCAGGAAAACGAGUUUUUUGACUCCAUCGCGCCGGAAUGGGUCAGUAGGGAAGUUCUUUUCUGGAUAAUUUGCGGUUUAUUGGGCUUGGUGAUCAUUCUUAGUGGGAUAAUUUGCUGCCUGAUUUGUAGAAGUGGAAGGAAAAACUCCGAAAAUGGUGGUAAAAAGCGAGAAAGUUCACUUGGAAUUGUCAGAUCAGAAUCUAUGAGUGUCAAGUAUUAUCGACCUCACAGAAGAGAACCCCCAGAAAAACAACCCAUCUCUGUAUAA